AUGGAAUCGAGCACAUUCAAUAAUAUACUGAAAUAUAGAAGUGUCGCUAUAUCUUCUGAUAAGUUUCCAAUUUUAACAGGAUCAUCUUCGGUUGGUAAUGAUAAUAAUAUACAAGAUGGUCUUAACAGUAUUUUAAGAAUGGAAGUUGGUGAUGUCCACGUUUUUACAGAUCAAUCGAUGUGCAUUCUACAGAGGCCAGUAAUUGAAGUUGUUAUUAGUUGGUUUCCCUUAUUAGAGAUGAUCAAAGAAAAUCUUAUUUCAUUAGAUCGUAUUUUAAUAAUAGAUCGUUUUGCUUCCUUCGAGGUACUCAUAUGUUUGUCCUUCUCUUAUCAUCUUAUACAGGGUAUGUUUAAUCAUUUAAAAUGGUUAACUUUUAAAGUUUCCUCACCCUCGAUAUUAGCAAGUAUCAGGCAUAUGUUCAACGAAGAUACAAGCAUACAUUCCGUCGGGGUAAUUAACACAGAUUUGAAAUAUUUCACUAUUACAACUCUACCAUCACCCUCUAUUUUUCUUUAUUUGGUUCAUUUUUUAAGUGCAAAUGAAUACCAAGCUAUGAUUAGGGGAUCAUUAUAUCCAAUAAGGCCAUCCAUAGAAACUAUGCAAUACUUAGAACAUAAAUCAAGCAGAGAGCCUGAUAUCGAUAUGUCUAACAGAAUAGAGUCACAAGAUAUCGUACUUGUCAAGACAGAAGUGACAUUCCUUAUAGGAGAAAACGGAGAGCGUAUGGAGGAUAUUCGGAAGAGUUCAGGUGCCACUAUAAAGGUUCAUCCGCUGCCUGAGCGGUUAACACAAUAUCAACGAAAGCAUCCUAAUGAAGUGAACCAAACAAUUUCUAUAACAGGUAAUCUCUAUUGCAGAGCAAAAGCGUUCACAAUUAUGGAGUCAUUAAUUCGUACAAGAAGAUUCUACAGUAAAAAAAAUUCCGUCCUAGACAAUGGUUGUUUACCAUUUCAUGAUCAGCAAAAUAUAUGA
Messenger RNA from Henningerozyma blattae CBS 6284, 972 nucleotides. RefSeq names its product Mer1p (gene MER1). Gene Ontology annotation, molecular function: RNA binding. Bases 1 to 972 code for a protein of 323 amino acids. The record is from RefSeq and is a predicted model, not a curated record. The transcript has a single exon. NCBI's taxonomy places the organism in Eukaryota, Fungi, Ascomycota, Saccharomycetes, Saccharomycetales, Saccharomycetaceae.